Messenger RNA from Oncorhynchus kisutch (coho salmon), 6108 nucleotides. RefSeq names its product transcription factor COE1-A. The transcript is spliced from 17 exons. The record is from RefSeq and is a predicted model, not a curated record. Lineage: Eukaryota; Metazoa; Chordata; Actinopteri; Salmoniformes; Salmonidae. Gene Ontology annotation, biological process: regulation of DNA-templated transcription. Bases 625 to 2487 code for a protein of 620 amino acids. Gene Ontology annotation, molecular function: DNA binding; DNA-binding transcription factor activity.
UCUGGGGUUGGUGUGCUUGUGUUUAGUUCUCAGAGAUAGUCAAAUAGGAUUCCUUUGGGAAGGGACACAAAUCACUCCCAUUUUAACAAGAGGAACAACACGGGAUCGGCAGCCACAAGGGUCCUCCUCUUCUUGAUUUCCAAUUUCUUAUUCAUUUCCAUUUGACAGGGAAUAUCUCUGCAAAAGGAAAACAAAGAGAGAAAGGGAAGAAGAAAAAAAACUUGUCAGGGGUUGAUGCCAUUUGAUCUAGCACAAUCUGAAAGCUCUAGUUGAUCCCAUUCUCUAGUUGAUACCAGAGCACACAGAGCAAGUCUCUUUAAAACGGGGGGAUAUCGUCAAAACCUCAAGUGAGAUUCUGUUAAUUUGCACUGUCUUGCGUUUCGCUCGUUUGUCUUCUUAUCACUGUUUGAAGUGCUUUUCGUCUCUGACACACCUGGAUUUCGAUAAGUCGUCUUUGGACUCUUUUCGUCUUUUUCGCUUGGUUUGAAGUAAACAGACAGACUGUCACUGGCAUCAACGCGGACCCAGUACUAGCUCGCGCCCACGUUGUUACCCUCUUUUACCUGUGAUUAGAGAAAACACAUUUUGGGACACUCAAACGGAGAGAGGGAGCGCGAUUUUUUCAUGUUUGGGAUUCAGGAGAGCAUCCAGAGGAGUGGGAGUAGUUUGAAAGAGGAACCCAUCGGAUCCGGUAUGAACGCAGUUCGGACAUGGAUGCAGGGAGCCGGGGUGUUGGAUGCGAACACCGCCGCUCAAAGUGGAGUGGGUCUUGCCCGGGCUCACUUUGAGAAGCAACCGCCGUCAAAUCUUCGGAAAUCCAAUUUCUUUCACUUCGUUUUGGCUCUAUAUGACAGACAAGGACAACCAGUGGAAAUCGAAAGGACGUCUUUCCUCGGUUUUGUCGAGAAGGAAAAGGAAUCCACUGGAGAAAAGACCAACAAUGGUAUACACUACAGACUGCAACUUCUCUACAGUAAUGGCAUCAGGACAGAGCAGGACUUUUAUGUGCGACUCAUCGACUCCAUGACUAAACAGGCCAUUAUUUAUGAAGGUCAAGACAAGAACCCAGAGAUGUGCCGAGUGUUACUGACACACGAGAUCAUGUGCAGCCGCUGCUGUGACAAGAAGAGCUGUGGCAACCGCAACGAGACCCCGUCUGACCCAGUCAUCAUCGACAGGUUCUUCCUGAAGUUUUUCCUGAAAUGCAACCAGAACUGUCUGAAGAAUGCAGGGAACCCGCGGGACAUGCGGCGCUUCCAGGUGGUGGUGUCUACUACGGUCAGUGUGGAUGGACAUGUCCUGGCGGUCUCUGACAACAUGUUUGUCCACAACAACUCCAAACACGGCCGCCGGGCUCGUAGGCUGGACCCCUCGGAAGGUACGCCAUCAUACCUGGAACAUGCAGCUGCCCCCUGCAUCAAAGCUAUCAGCCCCAGUGAGGGCUGGACAACAGGGGGCGCAACUGUCAUCAUCAUAGGGGACAAUUUCUUUGACGGCCUACAGGUCAUCUUUGGCACCAUGCUGGUCUGGAGUGAGCUCAUCACACCCCAUGCCAUCCGGGUGCAGACUCCGCCCCGCCACAUCCCAGGGGUGGUAGAGGUGACCCUCUCCUACAAGUCCAAGCAGUUCUGUAAAGGCACGCCCGGACGCUUCAUCUACACAGCUCUGAAUGAGCCCACCAUCGAUUACGGCUUUCAGCGGCUGCAGAAGGUCAUCCCCCGACACCCUGGAGAUCCAGAACGCCUUCCAAAGGAGGUGAUUCUGAAGAGGGCAGCAGACCUUGUGGAGGCUUUGUAUGGGAUGCCCCACAACAACCAGGAGAUUAUUCUGAAGCGGGCGGCGGACAUAGCAGAGGCUCUCUACAAUGUUCCCAGGAACCACAACCAACUGAGCGGCCUGGGCAAUAGCUCUGUCCACGCAGGCAUGAUGGGGGUCAACUCCUUCCCUGGCCAGCUGGCCGUCAAUGUGUCCGAGUCCUCCCAGGGAGCCAAUCAGGGUGAGGGGGCGGGUCGAUACGGGUGUGGCGCUAUCGUCAUAGAAACCGGUUUCAGUCGAAACACGAGCAGCGUGUCUCCACAUGGCUAUGUGCCCAGCUCCACCCCCCAGCAGACUAACUACAGCUCUGUGACCACCAGCAUGAACGGCUACGGCAACACUGUCAUGUCCAACCUGGGAGGAUCCCCCAGCUUCCUCAACGGCAGCGCUGCCAACUCGCCCUACGCCAUCGUUCCCUCCAGCCCCAACAUGGCGUCCUCCACCAGCCUGCCCUCUAACUGUAGCAGCUCUUCUGGGAUCUUUUCCUUCUCCCCUGCCAACAUGGUGUCGGCCGUCAAGCAGAAGAGCGCCUUCGCUCCCGUGGUGCGACCCCAGACCUCACCCCCGCCCACCUGCACCAGCACCAAUGGCAACGGUCUCCAAGAUCAGUCUUUUGUGGACUCUAGCAAGUACUCCACAGCCAGCUCGCUGCAGGGCCUGGCCUUCUCCUGAAUGAUUCCUGGAAUGAUCGUUCCUCCCAUGUAAGCGGUGCGUGUGUGUGAGGUGAGGAGAAGGACACCACACACCCAGACAUGGAUCUCAGCAUGUACAUAAGGCUCCGGUUUAGGACUGGAUCGUCAGUCCUGCAUUGAAGGAAUGGAACCCGUAACUCAGGCCCUUUUUAAAAGGAAUCACAUUUGAACAAAAAAAAAGAAGACGAAGAAGAAAAAAAACAGAGAAUUUGCAACAACCUCUUUUGAAUUUGUACACCUUGUUGACACUUUUUAAGAGGGAAGGCAAGGCCACAGAUUACCCAGAAAGCCCACCUAAAAAAAAAACAUUAUUUAUUUUGGAGAGGAUUGACUCUUUCUUUUAUUUAGUGCAUCGUUUGUGUUUUACCUUUGUGCGAAAAAUACAUAUUUCCCAUAUUUCAAAAUGUAAUACACACUAUUAGAGGGAUUUUUUUUAUUUAUGAAUCUAAAAAAAAAGAUAAAUGAAGAAAAUGUUUGUGAAGGAUAAAACAACGUGUUGAAAGUGAGCGGCAGAGAACCUCCAGUUGAAUAGUGAAGACUGAAUUAGAUUUAUACAAUAACAGUAUGCUGGAGACUAUGCCACAUGCCCUAACUAACCCUAAGGCACAGAAAGACACAUACAUGAUAGGUAGCACAAGCUAACUAUGCACCAUUGCAGAAACUCUCUGCUUUCGAGUUUGUUUGGACCACCGCAAACAGCCCAUACACAUUUCUCUCCCUCUCAUGCCAAGCAGAGACUGCCAUCGCCGCGACUAGCGCUUUCACUCAUCUCCACAGAAAGCAAGUGAUUUAUCCAUGAUGACACAUAACCAGCCAUUCACCCCAUGUUGGCUGUGAGUGCACCGAUCGUGUCCAAGCACCUAGGUGGUUGUCAGAGAUAGAGAGCAGAGCCUGAACCUGCCCUGGAUGCCAACAGUGUCUCUACUGUAUGGACUCUGGACCGCUAACUUGCUGUGGAGCCGCUCAGCCAAGUCCCAUAACUGUACAUCAGAACCCCUUUUGUUAAAGUGUGCUCUCUCUCUCUCUCUCUCUCUCUCUCUCUCUCUCUGCCAUCCACCACAAAAUCUCAAUGAAGGAAACCAUACAUUUUUAAAGGGUGUUGCCAUUUCACUUUUGCUAUAUCGUGUGAAUUAAAAUGUUGUAUUAUUAUAGUUGUUCUGUUUGUUAUGCUCUCACCAUGAAACUGUGAUCAUGGGCCGGCCAUUAAAAAUGUGCUUCUUAUUCCACCAUGUUACCGUACAACAGUUUAGGAUCUGAGAAACGGAAUACUGGGAGACACUUUAUAGACAGACUAAUGAGUCAACAGUGAGGUGUGUAGUGGUGUCCCAGCUGCCAUGGUGAUCAAUGGAAUAGCCAGCACUGUAAAAGUUACCGACUCCUCAGAUGCCUAGCAAAUAUCUGAAUCCAACCUUUUCAAAAAAAAUUUUUUUUUGCUUUCUUGUGUGAUGUGUGUUUUUUGUAUAUAGUAAUACAUUUUUUUAGUCUUUGUGAUUUUUUAUUUUUUUUGCCAAAGUCAUUGUUUAAGAUAUAUUUAUACAUUUAAAGAAGUCUUAAGGCAGCUUUACAAUAUAGUGUCACGGAUGUCAUGUUUACUACAUACUCAAAAUGAUCUCAUCAACUUUAGCUCGGAGAUUUUUGGAUAGUAAAAAGGGAUAUACAGUAUGUAAAAUAUCCAUAUAAAUAAUGUAUGUAUCUCCUGAAUUUGUACAUUGCUUCUUCAUCAUCCUUCAUGUGUAUGUUUGCAUUUUGUGACAGUACCGAUCUGUUUUUAUUUGGUUGUCUACCAUGUUCCAUGUUUAAAUGUCAUUUUGAUACAUUUCAUUGGUAUGUUUUUUUGUUUUUUGUUUUAAGCCAUACUUUCAUUUCUAAUUCCAUCCACCCUAAAGCCAUUGUCUAUUUUUGUAUAAUUUGUUAGUUAAUGAAAAUGUUGCUGUUUUCGUUUUGUCUUGAUAUUGGAUUUGUUUUAUCACAUGGUAAAAGUAGCAUAUUAUUCUUAUAGUAUUUAGUUAUAUAGGUUUUGAGAGUAUAUAAGUAUAUCAUAUAAAUAUCUUUUUUUGCUUAGAUUUUUUGGCUUUCAGAAGAACUGAUACUGUUUAAAAACAAACAAUAUGCAUGGGUUUUCUCCUCCUAGCGAUGCAUUUGUGUGCUAUAAGCAGGAAGACCAUUUUUGGCAAAAAAUAGGAAAAUACUCCCCCCCCCCAAAAAAAUUCGCUUCCAUCUUAUUUUCCCUUUCCCCUCUGUUGUCUCACCAAAAUCUGAACCAGCAGUUUAGAUGCCUUAACAAUGCAAAGCCACAGCCGUCAGUGUAGAGUAGAGACCCCACCAGUGCUCUGCUAACAUACUUCAAAAUGGGUGCAACAAGCAAAAUAUAGAGAGGGGGUAGCACAAGUGGAGUUGUUCCUUAUCCUGGAGCCCUGAGGAAUGUUUACCUGUUUUCCCUGUCACAGUGAGCGCUCGGCACGGCAAGGCAGAGAGAGUGGCAGGUAGUAAGAGAAGAGGAGAGCUGUAGGAUAGAGAGGAAGAGGAGGGAGGGAGGGAGGCAAGGUGGUGGAUGGGGCUGGCUGGCUGAUGGGGGGAGGACACUGUGAUGAGAUGACUGAGAAGAGAAGGGAGGAUAAAUAUUUAAUGUGUUGAGCAGCUGGAGGGGUAAGGAGUGGUGGAGGAGAGAAGGAGAGGAGUGAGGUGCACUGCAAUACUCAUUUGAAACCAAGCCUCCCCUUCAUAUUCCUCUCUCAUAUACACAGCUAGGGGUGGGUUGAUGGUGAAGCCAUAUUCUAUCUACUGUUUGAUUCUGUUUGAGAAAGGUUAUGGUACAACAACAGAUCUGAUGAUGAACAGUUUUAAAUGACAGCACAAUAAUCUGUACACACAAGUCAUUUUACACCCUUGCUUCGACAAUUGCUACUGCCCUCUUCUGACUCUCCCCCUUUUCUCUUCCCCUCCCUUUAUAUACAAAUUGAGCCACCUGUUUAUCUCUGACAUGGGUCAUAUGACCACUCUUUGUAGUCUUUUGUGUGUGUGUGCGUGCGUGUGUGCGUGCGUGCGUGUGCGCGUGUGUGUUCGCGCUAACAGUCCUCUGAAAGAGAACGUGGCUUUUUAAUUUAAUUGCUGACGGAUAUUUUUUUAAGUGACUUUGUAGGAGGGGGAGAAUUUAAACUGAGGAUUCUGAGGAUGAGGAAGUCUCUUGUAAAAUGCACUUGUGUAAUGAUGAGUUCAGCUUGUAUGCAUAUUGUGACUCAGUUCUCCUGUCUUUCGGGUACAGGGACAGAUACGUUUGAGGUUUACUGUGUCACCGCCCAGCCAAGAGUAUAGAGCCAUCCCUGUCAGGGAGGUGGGCCACCUGGUCAUGAAAUGAAUGAAAUUGUUCUCUGAAUCCUAUUGUCACCCUUUUGAACCCAUCUCUCCAUGUCUCUUACCAAGCCUUGUCUUUGACUGGACACACAGAGCAGUUAUAUAUUGAUGAACAAGGAAAAGAGAAAAUGAAACUACUGUAAAGAUGAUCUCCUUCUUUUUUUUUUUUUGGGAUGAACUUUGAACUGUAAAAUAACUUUUCAACUUUCACAAUAUUUAAUUAAAGUUCCCUCUUGUCUGUGAAACUGUU